AUGCCUCCCGCCGAGCCCGUGUCAACGACCGGUCCGCCACGGCCAAUGGAUCGUGGUGUGCCGGUCGGAUUGAAUGAAGCUGCCCUCGACUCGCCGACGUUCCGAGCGACCGCCAACCACUUUUCCGAUCAAAUAGAGGCUGUUGAGAAAUGGCUCAACGGCUACGUGAAUUCGACGUCUAAAUUCGCCCACGAGAUCCAGGGGCUUGAAGAUACCAUCAAUGCAUACCUUACCAAGACAAUGCCGUCCGCCGCCGAUGGGAUUAUCGAAAAUGACUACACCUUUCUGGCCUUGAAACGAGUUGGAGAUGGCCAACGCGAGUGCUGGCAGCAAAUACUGAGCAGCAUCAAGCGAAUGGAUACCGCUGUCAUCGAGCCCGUCCGGAGCUUCCUUAGCGGCGACAUGCGAAACUUCAAGGAGAUACGGAGGAUCCUGGAGCAAUCGCAAAGGGCUUACGAUUCGACUCUUGCACGAUACGUAGGACAAUCGAAGACAAAGGAGCCGUCGGCUCUUCGCGAAGAUGCCUUCUCCGUGUAUGAAAACCGGAAGGCAUAUAUCCAAGCCUCGCUGGAUUACUGUCAGCUUGCGCCGCAACUGCGACUCGCUACAGAUAAGCUUCUGGUCAAGGUGUGCAGCGAGAUAUGGAAAGAUUUGCAGCGGUCGAGGGAUGCUGUGAUAAAUGCCACCAGAUGGACCCGGGAAAUGGACCGUGUGCGAGGAUGGGCCAAAGAGAUGGAGACUUCAGAGGGCGUCUUCAGAACUGAGCUGCAGGCCGCAAGACGAGAACUGGGAGAGACUACUCUUGAGGGGUUCAAACCUUCUAGGGAGCUCGAGGACUACAGCGCAUCGACGGUGCCCUUUCUAGGCUCACGGGGACCGCUCAAUUUACGACCCAAGGAUGGCACGGCCGUCAUUUCGGAGAAACAGGGCUGGCUCUUUCUACGGACAGUGUCUGGCAAACCCGUUAGAUAUAACUGGACCCGGAGAUGGUAUUACUGCCGUGAUGGCGUCUUUGGUUGGCUUGUACCCGGACCGCAAGGAGUUCUCCAAGGCGACGAGAUUGGUGUUUUACUCUGCAACGCGAAACCUGCAGUAGGCGAAGAACGACGAUUUUGCUUUGAAGUCAAGACCAAAAAUCAAACCAUGAUGUUACAGGCUGAGAACCAGAGAGAGCUAAUGGAGUGGCUCGAGGUAUUUGAAGUGACCAAGAAGAAGGCUUUCGAGACCAGUAUGGGGAAUGAUAACAGCUCUGUUGCGGGCGGCACUGACCCAGCAUUUUCGAUACAUCCCCCGAGUGCACCGGAAUUCUCUGCCAAAGCCGUUGACAACCCUGCUGCUCUCGCCGAGGAUGCUCCCGGCCCAGGCUUUGAGCGAAGCGCCACUCUCUAUGUCCCCGGACAGGACGCACAAGUCGGAGCCAGACACAGUGUCGACGUUAACAAUGCAAGCCUGGGUCGCCGAUCUUUUAGUGCCCUGGGACGAGACCUGGCGCGAGAAGACGAUGAAAGCAGACGAGAACAUGCGGCAAGAAUCAUUCAGAAGCUGGAUCUACACCGGAAAUCGACUUUCGGAGCUGCUGGUGAUCCGGGUCCGGUGAGCCCAGGCAUGCCCAACAGUGGCAUUGCCAGUCUUAUAUCUGCCAGCCACAACUUGCUGCCGGCCCAUCCGGGGACGCAGGUGUCUGGGAAUACACCCAAACAACCUUCUGGCUUCCUGCCUUCCCUGGACACGCCGCCUGGUUCCCUUGCGCCUCUGACUUUGGCCAAGCCGCCGGCCACGACGAGUCUCAGUCGAGCUGCUGUGCUUUUGACAGCCGAGAAGCCGUCCGUAGCCAACAGCAGAAGGUUACCAACCUCAAUCGUUGCAAACUACUGGGGUACCAACGUGUGGGCUACUAUCAACACCCCCGAGCAACCAGUUCUGCCAAGAUUUGACGACGACGAUCCCAUCGGGGUGGUUGUGUCGCAGGGCUCACAGACUAGUCUCCCUGGCAUUGGCAAAGAUGGUCGUGCCGACCGCCCUCUACCUCGCAAUUAUCCCACGGAGCUGAGAGCUCAGAACGCACAGUUCCGUCUCUUGUUCCCUAAUGCUCCCACGGGAGAGAAUCUUGUUUUGGUCUUUCGUGCGGCGUGGUCUAGUUCAAGAGCACGCGACUCACCAAGUGAUACACUUGCCGGAGACGGCAGAAUUUAUGUUACUCCAGAUAACAUGUACUUUUACAGUCAACAAAUGGGCUUGGUUACGGCGUACAGCAUCAGCCUUGACAUCAUUACGGAGGUGACGACUGCCGCUGGAAGGGACUGUGACUUUAUUUUCCUGCACCUUGGCCAGGACACAAACGAAACGGGCUAUACGCGUAUCACCAUUAAAGUAUUCCUGGACGACCUCCACCUGCUUCAUACCCGUCUCAACCUUUUGGUCGACAACUUGCAAGCGGAGGAGCCCAUGAAUACAGAGGACAUUAUCUCUGCGCUGAUAAAUGUGGAAAAGGAAGAAUUCGACCGCCCGAGCCCCGGAGCGGAGAGCUGGGAAGAUGCUUCGCCAAACUCGCCUAUCGACGCCAGUUCGGGAUCCGGACUCCUGCUAUCAGGCAGCCGGAAUGACUACGGAUCCCAUCUUCACCCGUCGAGGUCACCGCACCGGCACCCUGGAAAGCUACACCUGCCGUCGCAUCCCGUGGUAUACGAACCCGAGAGCAUGACGCAGAUGGCGGCAGAGAGGCACUUUGAAAUCAGUGCCAAGGCUUGCUUCCACGUGCUUUUCGGUGACAAGAGCUUCGUCUUUCCAAAGCUCUACUUUGAGCAUCGAGCCCAGCAGAUUGCGCAAGGUCCCUGGGCGCUAGUUGACCAGGGCCAGAUGCGACGAGACUUUCAGUUCAAGGUGGACUAUGUCGACAUGCUUGGUCGCAAGAAGUCCGAAAAUGUCAAUGAUUACCAGACUAUCGAUGUGUACAGUGAUCAUGUCACAUACGUAGUGACGCACAUCAAAACGGCGUGGCACCUCCCUCAUUCUGGCAGCUUCAAGCUCGUCACCAAGAUUGUCAUCACGCACGUGGCCAAAUCCAAGUGCAAGCUUGCCGCCUACGUCAAAAUAGACUGGUCCAAAACACCAGCACUCUCGAAAAAUUUGGUGGAACGACAGGCACUUCACGACGCCAUUAAUGACGCAGAAGAAAUGGCGGAGCUGGCAACCGAUCAAGUUCGCAAACUGGGACCACGCAGCCGAACAAACAGGGCCAUCCAAGUUUACGGCCACGUUGGCCAGCAGACUCAGGUGGUAGUCUUCUCACCUGCCGCCGCGGAAUCGAGCAAGAAGCAGGCAAUCAAGCCACGAACCCUGACAGCUAUGCUCUUUGAGACGGCCAGAUCGUUCGGCGAGAGUGCCGUCUCGUCCCUGAUAAUGUGGGCGUUUGCCGGUGUCAAGAAACUAUUUGGCAUCAUUACAGCCCACCGCAUCAUCAUUCUCCUGUUGGGCUUGAGUACCUUGACAAACGUCCUGUUGACUUCUACAGAGUCGUCUACCUGGUGGAAAGAGCGGAGUGCGGCAGCCUUUAUGCGACGAGUCGGCGUGGGUCCCAACUCGAUGAUGAGCAAGGCAAUCUACUUUGCCGACUUGGACGAGGCGACUGGUGCACAUGGCCAUGAGCUACAGUUUCCAAAGAAUAGCACGUGCUUCAACACGUACAAGAGCCUCAUGGACACGUCCGAAAUUGACAUUCCGUGGGAUGAGGCCGGGGCUACAUUGUCAUCCCCGUCAAGUCGAGCCAGCGCGCGGAGACUCCGGCGAACAAGACAGCGCCUGGGGUCCUAUCGACACGACCUCAUGGUGGCUAUGCGUGUAGUCAACAGCAUCGAGAGGGAGAUGCUGCAGUCUGAAUGGGAGAAUUGGCUAAUCAACGAAAAGUCGUUGUGUGAUGACCUGGAGCUGAUGCUGCAGGACGAUGGCCAGGGUAAAUCAGGGGCGGGCGACUCGUCGAAACAAAAGAUCAUGGGAUCCUUGACGGGAAGAGGCAAGGAGGCGUUGAAAGAAUGGAGAGAUGGGUAUUGCGGCAGCUGUCGACGGGAUUUCGAGGGCGUCAUCAAGGAGAGAAUGGUGACGGGCAUGUAA
This is a messenger RNA of Pochonia chlamydosporia 170, 4107 nucleotides long. RefSeq names its product transcription factor SipA3. The coding region runs from base 1 to 4107 and encodes 1368 amino acids. The record is from RefSeq and is a predicted model, not a curated record. NCBI's taxonomy places the organism in Eukaryota, Fungi, Ascomycota, Sordariomycetes, Hypocreales, Clavicipitaceae. Gene Ontology annotation, cellular component: plasma membrane; endoplasmic reticulum; cytoplasm. The transcript has a single exon. Gene Ontology annotation, molecular function: protein binding.